CCCAAAGCCACCCAAAUCCUCAGAAUAACAAUGGCUUCAGCCUACAAACCACGCAUCCCUCGCAAUGCCAUCUCCCAGUCCGUCUCCAUCCUUGAACCAAAUGACACCGCCCGCAAAGCGGUCCUCUCCGUCUUUGAACUCAUCGAGCAAAUCCUCCUCCAACUCCCCAUGUACGACCUCCUCAUGGCACAAUCCGUCUGCACGCGUUGGCGCACUGUCAUUCUCUCCUCCUCUCGCAUCCAACGGGAUUUGUACUUCCUCCCGCGCGAAGUACCUUCAAAUGCCUCCCCUGCCGAUUUGAAGCCGAAUCCUGUCCUUGCUGCGGCCUUUGAAGAGGUCUUCGAGAUUUCCAAGCGUAGGGGCCUGUACCACAUCUGGCAGAGGGAUUUCACGGUGCGGAAGGCAUUCUGCAUGGAAAUUCUACUGCAUUCAACAAUGGAUAGCUGGACAGAGGAGGUGAAGUAUAAGGAGGCAUCUUGGAGAAGGAUGUUGAUGACACAGCCGCCGGUUUCGAGUGUUGCGGUGACAGACUUGAGGGUUGCGCCGGACUAUGAUGACUGUUUUGCGGAGUGGGUAGAUAUUGAAGAGGGGGUGAGGAUGGGAGAUUUGUUGGAACUAAAUGAGGAUUACGUAGAUGCGCGAUAAGAUGGAAGACGGCUGUUGGCUCUGAAGAUUUCUAGGAGGCGUAGAACCAAGUCGCACCCUUCGCACCCUUCGCGGAUUACCGACGCACAUAACCACUUUUGGCGGAGCGCGUAGAAUUGGUUUGGAGAAUGGAGAAAACGAGCCCCCAAGGUGGGUGAGUGUUGAGGAUAGCUAGUACUAG
Lindgomyces ingoldianus is the source of this 826-nucleotide messenger RNA. RefSeq lists its product as uncharacterized. The transcript has a single exon. Gene Ontology annotation, molecular function: protein binding. The record is from RefSeq and is a predicted model, not a curated record. Lineage: Eukaryota; Fungi; Ascomycota; Dothideomycetes; Pleosporales; Lindgomycetaceae. Bases 31 to 645 code for a protein of 204 amino acids.